AUGUCUGAGAAAGAGAGCUAUACAUAUUUGGGACUAGAUCAAGCAAGGGGUAUCAAACACAAAGAUAUGAAAGAAGCUCUAAAGCAAAGAUUAACGAGUGCACUAGUGGAACCGAAAUACCCAUUCGACAUUGAUUUUAGAAAGAAGCUUAUCAACGAAAUGGCUCUGACACCAGCGAAAAAGCAGCGUCGGUAUAGGCUGAAGUUGAAGCUGGACCCCGUAAAAAAUGAUGAAGCUAAAAGAAAACACCUUGAAAGGUACCACGCCAAAGAAAAACUAGUGAAAGAUAUGACUGAGCGAGAGCAUAGAGCUGCUAAUCGUAGAUGGAAGAUUGCAAAUAAGAAACGGCGAGAACGACAGCAACUGGUAGAAAACACGCCGCCUUCCACACCACGUUCAGGAACUCCAGAUUCUCCCAGGUGUAGAGGCCGGAAACGGGAAGAACUGGAGAGACUAGAAAAUAAGUGUAAUAAGUACAAGAAGAGGUAUCAAAGGGUUAGACAGCAUAGGAUCAAUCCUGAUAACAAUAAAUAUUCUACAUUAUCAAAUGAUAUUAGGGUUCAUUACAAAGGACUGACAACAGUAAAAGAAAAGAGAGCUCUAAGACAAGUUUUCCACGGAGAAGCCAUAUCAAAGUCAAAAAUGAAGACUGCUAUUGUGCGUGGGACUUUCAGCAUUGACCAGCUAAAACGCAAGCUGACUCUCUCUAACAAAUCGGGCCUUGUUGGAAAAAUCAUGGAGUUCUUUAAUCGCGACGAUGUUUCUAGAGCUAUAGCGGGAAAGCGAGAAACUGUAACCUACAAAAAAUGUGUAAGAAAGUGUGAAGUGAUAGAGAGGUCAAGUAACAAAGUGAAGAUUACAAAAAACGUAAAAGAAAUUGUUGAAGGGACUGUUCCAGAAUUAACAGGAAGGUUUAAUAAAACCCUGAGAGAAUUGAAAAAACAUAUCUUUAACAUAACAACACAGUAUGGGAGUUAUAGAGAUGCUAUGGAUAAUUUGAAGACUGAUGAAAUCGUUCUACACAUCGAUUUCAGCGAGAACUAUAGCUGCAAAUGUUUUGAAGAAGUGCAGUGCCACCAUUUUGGCGGCUCGAGAAAGCGGGUUACAUUACAUACUGGAGUUAUGUACACCAAAACAGAAGGAGAGGUACAUACCGUCGAUAAUGUCAUUUUGUACCAUCUCUGGAAAUAA
Acanthoscelides obtectus is the source of this 1191-nucleotide messenger RNA. NCBI's taxonomy places the organism in Eukaryota, Metazoa, Arthropoda, Insecta, Coleoptera, Chrysomelidae. The record is from the annotation of a GenBank genome assembly.